CAGUUCAAAACAGAAAAAGACUUCAGCAUCAGCAGGCCUUGCUUCCUAUAACAUCUAGCUCUCAGUUUAAGGUGCUUUGUAGUAUUACCAUGGAGUCCGGAACUAGUCGGUCCACCGCCAGCUGGACCUCCACCGCAACGCUGGUCUCUGAAGAAAAAGCAAUGCCCCAAGUCAGUGAUAUGAGCUCCAAGAUCGAAGCGGAUCCGGCACAGCAAAGGAAAUCGAAGCAGAGCAAGACAAAGAGCACAUCUACCGGCAAUGGAACCACUACCGACGACGAACAGUGCAGGGCCAGAAUACUACAGCAGCAGCGAGCUGAGCUCCUGUGGAGAACGUUCACGGAUGAGGAGUACUCCGACUGGAAAACGUUCAGGGACAACGACUACCAGGUGCCGCUGCGCUCGGUGUUCUCCUACGUGCAGUUGAAUCCCACUCCCGGCUUAAUCUUCAAUGUGCCGCCCAAGAAACCGGGGCCGGAAGUGGUGGCCGAGAUGAUGAAGGGCAACCAUGGCGCUUUGGUCCGCGUUCGAAUCGGAGAGCACAAAUUCAGGUGCAUACCCAGCCUGCUCAAGUGCUUCUCGUCUUGGUUUGCUAGUCGCGACUGGCGCGUAACCCGCUUCAAGUUCCUGGAGCAGGAGGUGCCUGCCCGCGGCUUUGGGGUCGCCUACGAGUGGAUGCGCACCGAGAAGCUACCGGACUUCGGGUCGUUGGUGCCCGCACUCCAGGUCGCCCGCCACCUGGGCGUAAGCCUGCUGGAGAAGGCAAUCUAUAGGAUGCUGUGCGGCAACUCGGUGCGCGAGAAGGGUGCCUUCCUGGUCUAUCUGGAGGCCAAGCAGCAGCCGGCGCUCGGCGAGAUCUGCGUGGCGAUGGUGCGCCGGCUGAGAAGAUACUUUCUGGCCCUGGUGGGCAGCCCACAUUUUCUGCACCUGCAAGUGGACAUUCUGGAAACGAUACUGCGCCAGGACACGAUCGGCGUCAACUCGGAGAUGGAGGUGUUCUUUGCCGUGCUGCGCUGGCUGGGGCACUCUGACGACUUGAAUCGAAUGACACACAUGGGCCGCCUGAUGAAGUGCGUCCGCUUUCACCACAUGCCGAUGACCUUUUUGUUUAGUCUGCGCGAGUCUUGCAAUCGGCCGGACAAGGAGGAUCUCUUUCGCGGAGAUCCCGUGCUGCUGGCUUUUAAUUCAGACCCGGACACGAUGACCACGCUGGAGCGCGCCAUAUCCUUCAUCGGUGUGCGCAGCGAGUACGAGAGCAUCGUGGAGUUCCUGGCCGUCUGCGGGCGCCACCAAAUGGACGUGGUCUACCCGCGUCGCUGGGUCUGUCACAUCAGAUGCCCAUACCACCUGCGUAGCAUUGAGAUCCCAUACCAGCACCGCUUCACAGCCUCCGAGUUCAGCAGCUACAUCGCCAGCAUCCAGAUGGAAUGGGAUGGCAAGGGGCCGGCUGACGAGGGAAGGUCCUUGGUCAUCGACUUGGAGCUGGAUCCAAUGCUUAGCGGGCGGGCAAAUGGGUAGGCCGAGGCCCUAAUCACCCAAUGUAUAUUUCAUACUUGUUUAAUGUUUUCUACCAUUGUUCUCGAUAUCAAGCCCCCUUUUCCGAACGCCCAUUUAAAUUAAAGUUGCCUAACCAAUCGA
This is a messenger RNA of Drosophila teissieri, 1637 nucleotides long. RefSeq lists its product as uncharacterized. The record is from RefSeq and is a predicted model, not a curated record. The transcript has a single exon. The coding region runs from base 90 to 1517 and encodes 475 amino acids. Lineage: Eukaryota; Metazoa; Arthropoda; Insecta; Diptera; Drosophilidae.